AUGGGUGACUCGUCCGCUCCUCCAGCGGCGCCAAUGGCGUCUCGGGAUGAAAGGGCCUCUCUUACUUCCAGGGUCAUUCCGACUAUGACUCUGUCGACCAUCGACAAUCCUCUGACGGCACCACUUCCUCCAAUAGCAUCCACAUCUCCCUCUGAGAGAGCAGCAGCUCGAUUCAGCAUCGAGGGUAACGCUGUUCUCACUGGAGGCGCCGGCACAUUGGCACUGGCCUCUGCUCGAGCUCUUCUGGAACAUGGUUUGUCGGCUCUUACCCUUAUGGACCUGCAAUCCACCAUCGACAAUUCUUCAAAGUCAAUCUCCGAGCUCAAGCAGGAAUUUCCUCACGUACCCAUUCACGCUGUCCAUGUCGACGUAACCUCAGAAAGUGCUAUCGAGAAGGCCUUUCAGGAUGCUCGAAAUCUGAUGGGUAACAUCGACAUUUUGUGCUGCUUUGCCGGCAUUGUCGGCUGUGUGCACUCCAUAUCAGCAACGGCUAGUCAGUUCCGCAAAGUGGUCGAUGUCAACUUGAACGGUUCUUUCCUAUGUGCUCAAGCCGCUGCCAAGCAUAUGAUAGACUCCAAAAAUGGCGGCUCGGUUCUUUUUACAGCAUCGAUCUCUGCACAUUCAACAAACUACCCUCAGCCUCAAGCUGCGUACAAUGUCAGUAAGGCUGGCGUGGCUCAUCUUACUCAGAAUCUGGCAGCCGAGUGGGCAGUCCAUGGCAUUCGUGUCAACUGUAUCUCUCCGGGCUAUAUGGACACAGUGCUCAAUGCUGGUGAAAACCUCAAACCAGUCAGGGAUAUUUGGGCUAGCCGAUGCCCUAUGGGACGAAUGGGGAACAUCGAGGAGAUCACUGGACCAGUAGUGCUUUUGAGCAGUAAGAGAGCGGGCAGAUACAUUACCGGCGCUGACUUGCGUGUUGAUGGCGGUGCUCUAUGCUUUUGA
Messenger RNA from Exophiala xenobiotica, 942 nucleotides. RefSeq lists its product as uncharacterized. Bases 1 to 942 code for a protein of 313 amino acids. The transcript has a single exon. Lineage: Eukaryota; Fungi; Ascomycota; Eurotiomycetes; Chaetothyriales; Herpotrichiellaceae. Gene Ontology annotation, molecular function: oxidoreductase activity, acting on the CH-OH group of donors, NAD or NADP as acceptor. The record is from RefSeq and is a predicted model, not a curated record.